UUACACAGGCUAACCAAUAAGUAUUGUAUUGUAUUGUUUUAUGGUUUCGAUCGUCUCCAUUCUGUAUACUGUUUGUUAUUAUUAUAUUCAAGUAAUGAUAACUCGUUAAUUUGUUAGCAAUGAGCAAAUCUUCGAGUUAUCGGAACAAGUACAGGCCUUCAAAAGAAUUUAACAAUAGAAGAGUAUAUGAGAUGGAUGAAUUAGGACUGACAAUAAUGAUAAAGAAACGGGGCGUAAUUGCCGCAGCUCGCAGUUUACCUUUGCAAAGGGAUAUUGAUGACCCUGCGAAAAUAUGUGCAUACGUUCAUAUCAGGAAAGAAGGAAAUGAGGACCCUCCAAGCGUACCUAUUUUUGGAAAGGACAUUAAAGUUAAUCAAAACUUCGGAGAUAAUCAACCAGGGCCUUCAGGUGAAAGUCGCGCUUCAGUGGAAAAAUCCAGAAGCAGAUCUAAGCAUAGAGAUAAUAGAUAUAGAAGCAGAACUAAGGAAAGAAGUUUAAGCCGAGGGCGCAGCAGAAGCAGGGAAAAACCUAGAAGAACCAACAGGUCAAAGAGUAGUAGUAGGCAUAGAAGUGGAGGAAGAAGGUCAAGAUAUCGAUCAAAUUCCCCAAGAAGGCGACAUGUUUCGAGGAGACGAUCGCGGUCAUAUUCAUCAUCACGCCAUAGAUCAGCAAACGAGCGUAGAAAGCGAUCAGUUACCCCUUUAAGACCUGGAGAAUAUCGUCCGGGGCAUCCUGACUUACGGAAGAGGAAAUCAAGAAAGUCCAGAAGCAGAAGCAGAAGUUCUAGGAGUCCUAGAACGACUCGAAAAAACUCCAGAAGCAAAAGUCCUCGAAACGCACAUAGAAGAAAGUCCAGAACCCGAAGCAGAAGUCCUAGGUAUUCUUUCAGAAAUGUCAAAGGCAGCCCAGAAAGUUAUUCCCGAGGACGGUCUCCACAUUCCAAAAGCAGUCGACAAUUCAGAUCCCAGGCUGAGGCUCCCUUUAUGCCAAUGCCUGGAAUGGAGUAUGGAUUCUAUGAUGGAUACGCACAGUUCCAUGCAAUGCAGCCUUAUCGAAGUCGUGUCCCCAUGGUUCCCAUGUAUCCACCCCAUAUGAUGAUGCCUCGAAUGCCUCUAAUGCCGAGUGCAAUGCCAUUUAGGCAACGUUGGCCCGUAUAUAAUUCGGGAGCUGCUGGACUGAAAAAAACCAUACCCUCAACCGACACGACUAAAAAACAGGACCCCAAAGGCGCCAUUGAACAAGUUUCAGAUCAACAGGAUAUAUCUAGUAGCAGGCAGGAUAACUCUGUAGAUAAUACUACUGGUGAAGUGUAAAUUUUAUCUAAGUGAACUUUUUUAAAUAUAUGUUAUUUAGUAAUA
This is a messenger RNA of Dendroctonus ponderosae (mountain pine beetle), 1358 nucleotides long. Its product is annotated as peptidyl-prolyl cis-trans isomerase G. Bases 120 to 1313 code for a protein of 397 amino acids. The record is from RefSeq and is a predicted model, not a curated record. NCBI's taxonomy places the organism in Eukaryota, Metazoa, Arthropoda, Insecta, Coleoptera, Curculionidae. The transcript is spliced from 8 exons.